GAUAAAGAAAAACGGUGGGUGGGCCAAGAAACGAUGCACUGUUUAUCGAACUCGAAACUUCUGGCAAUGCGUGGCGGAAGUGGUGUACCCGCACACACACACGCACAGAAGAUUGUUGAAAAAAAGGUGGUUCUACUCGCCGCCAGCCGGUCGGGUUCCGGUUACCCCAAGAAGACUUCUCUUGCCUAGCAAACAAGAAGAAGCCUCGAAAAAGGGGGGGGUAAUAGUGCAGUAUACAUCGCCCCGGUGGUCUUGUCUUCAUGGCUUGCCACCUGCUGCGAAAAAUCGGACGGUUUGCGGAGGAGGUCAAUCAGUUCAAAUAUUAAUAUCUUCUGGAUUUUUUCUGUUGUGUCUCUCUCUGGGUAGCUUUUAUAUAUAAUCGGUGACCGAAGAGGAAAGGCGCCCGCGUCACUUGGACUAGCUAGUACGGAUUUCAGACGGUACUACUUGUACCGAGGAGGAGAGAUCGUAAGUAUUUUUUCAUGAAAUACAACUCUGAUCUGUUGAUUUUCAAAAGUGUAAUAAUUAAUGCUUUGGUUGGACGUGUGCCCGCAAACCCGAGAUGCCACGAAUUUGUUUGAUGGCAUUUGUUUCCCUACUGUUUGUCCGGCGAGUUCGGCAUAUAUAUGUACGUACUGUAGUAGUACCCGUCGUGCUCGGAGAGACUUUGAUUUAUCGAGCGUGCCUGCCGGGGUCAGUCAGUAGAACUCUCGACCCAUUGAGUUGCGUACUCGUUUACUUGGCGUUUUUGGCGCGAGAAGGAGAACGACAACUAACUUCGCAAAAUCCACCCUGAUACUGCUGUAUGUUGACGCAAGAAUGGACCUGACCUGACCCUCUCAGUUGUUACCACGUGGUGGGUUGACAUCGCCGCCAAAACAAAAAGAAAAACACAAGCGCGGGUCGGUGUGUGCGUCUAUUGUAUGUAGUGUGUACAAUGUAUGCGUUCGAUAUUGUUUUCUUUUCCACCUCAUCCCUUCCAGCGUGGCGUCGUAUCAACACCACCACCGACGCCCCGAACCCCCUCUUUCACAACCACCCCUCGAGAUUGCGCAACCACCCCCAAACACCGGCAAGAUCACAUGGACGGGGUGUUGUGUGCCCUGCUACUUGAGCAACGUCGAAGAAAAUCUUUCGCUCACCGACCUUUGACCACAUAGAAAAAAACAAUGCAAUGCAAUGUGAGAACAGCUACAUCAUACUACGUCGUCGCGAUGGCCUACCAGCUCCCGGGCAGGCGCGGUAGACAAAGAUUUGCUCACGUCGUCCAGAACAAGACGACAGCGGGAUUAGCAUAUCGCCUACUUUUUGUCCGGCUUGCCAGCCUGCUGCUCCGUGGCGAUGCACAUUCUACGAGUGAGUUAGCCUUUUCGACCCCAACUCCGCGAACGGCAAAACAAGCUCCGAGCCACCAAGCGGAGCAACAUUAACACGACAACAUCAAGUAAGUACAUGACAGGCGAGACUGUAGUUGUUUUAUUGUUCCGAACCCCGAAAUUCCGGUACUCGGGCCAUUACUCCGGAGACCCUCGGAACCUGCUGUGUUUUUGCUGCUUGUUUUUUGUUUUUGUUUUGUUGUUGAGAUGAGACACAAGCGCGCCUUCGCCCCUUGUGCUCACUCUCAUCUAGCACCCAUCAAAGCCUGACCAGGGAGUCAGUUGAUAAGAACAUCUAUCUGCAUUUCUCUUUCCAAAGCUCGCUCGGGCCUACCGAUUUCACAGCAGUGUAGACCAACCUCUGUGAUAGAGCGGUGACAGCAGUGUAACCUCUGUGGUAGACUACAAAGUCUACGAGCUACAGCGGCACCGCCACCUCCGCUGCUGCAAGACGCCACAUUCUGUGACUCACGUCGUCCAGAACAAGACGACAGCGGGAUUAGCAUAUCGCCUACUUUUUGUCCGGCUUGCCAGCCUGCUGCUCCGUGGCGAUGCACAUUCUACGAGUGAGUUAGCCUUUUCGACCCCAACUCCGCGAACGGCAAAACAAGCUCCGAGCCACCAAGCGGAGCAACAUUAACACGACAACAUCAAGUAAGUACAUGACAGGAGGGGGUAAACACCAGGACGUUUUUCUUCUUUUUAUUUCUUUCAUGCCCCACCUUCCUCCUGCGGUGCGUGCUGAAUUUUAUUUUUAUCGCGAGAAGGGUCCAGCCGUCCCUUUCCCUCGUCAACGGUGCUAACGUCGAAGUUUGAUACUCACGAGAGCUUGUCAGGUAUAUGUCGCUUUCACCCGCACAUUUCGUAAUUUUUUCACCCCAUGGGGAUUC
Molecule: messenger RNA, 2266 nt
Organism: Ectocarpus sp. CCAP 1310/34
Lineage: Eukaryota; Phaeophyceae; Ectocarpales; Ectocarpaceae
Source: the annotation of a GenBank genome assembly